AAACAAUUGAGUGUGAUGAGAUACAAACAAUUUUAAAAUUAAUUUUGAUAUAAAGGCUGAACGUUUAAUAGUUUUCUUUUAAAUUUUUUUCAGAGACCGUAAUAGGUUUCUUCGUUUUAAUCGACCUAGGUAAAGCGGCAGGUUCUAGUUUUCUUUCACAUUAUGCCUGAUCCAAGAGGAACACAGUUAAAAGUUAAUGUAAACCCAGAGACCAUUUAUGACAUUCUUGAACGGAUCGGAAGAGGCUCUUUCGGGGAAGUUUAUAAGGGUGUUGAUAGAAAGACAAGAGAAGUUGUAGCUAUCAAGCUUAUCGAUUUGGAAGCAGCUGAGGAUGAGAUUGAAGAUAUUCAGCAAGAGAUAAAAGUUCUUUCUCAGUGCAACAGCCCGUAUAUCACGAAGUACCAUGGUUCUUAUUUGAAAGACACUACAUUAUGGAUCGUCAUGGAAUACUUAGGUGGUGGAUCUGCACUUGAUUUAAUGAAGCCUGGACCUAUACCGGAGGUUCAUAUAUCUACUAUUUUGAGAGAGAUAUUAAAGGGACUAGAUUACCUACAUAGUCAAAGUAAAAUUCACAGGGAUAUAAAAGCUGCUAAUGUCCUGCUUUCCUACAGUGGUGAUGUAAAGUUGGCCGACUUCGGCGUCGCUGGUCAGUUGAGUUCAACUAUAACUAAGCGUGGCACCUUUGUGGGGACCCCAUUCUGGAUGGCUCCUGAAUUAAUUCAGCGAUAUGCGUACGAUUUUAAGGUAGAUAUAUGGUCUACAGGAAUUACAGCCAUUGAAUUAGCUAAAGGAGAACCACCUAAUGCUGACCUACAUCCGAUACGUGUUCUCAUGCUUAUUCCAAAAAACCCUUCUCCUCAGUUGACUGGCGAUUUCAGUAAGGUAUUCAAAGAUUUUGUCGACUGCUGCUUGACUAAAGUUCCAGAAAAUAGACCAACCGCACAUGAAUUGCUACGUCACAGUUUUAUUAAAAAGGCUCGUAAAACAGCUUUUCUACAAGAGCUAAUUGAGCGCUAUCGAAAAUGGCGUGAUGAAGGUGGAGAUGAUGAUGCAGAUGGUGAAUCUGACGACGAUGGACUUGUUCCGGACGAGGAAGAUCUUGUAAAUGCUCAUUCAAAUUCUCCUGGCGGUGCAGAUAAACCUGGUCAAAAGAAGAAACAUUUCGAUGGUAUGAGACCGGGAAAAGCAUCUGAUACAUUCAAGUGGAAUUUCGAAACAGUUCGUGCUGUGCCAUCACAGUCCGCACAGGUUUCUCAUAAUACAAGUUCAACUUACUCUUCUCCCGAUGUUUCUUCUGCCCACCAUUCUUCUUCAUCGUCACUAUCCAGUUCAGAUGUCCAGCCUGUGAUCAAGAGAACACCUGGUGGUCCUGCACUUGAAUCUGAACGACGUCUCUCUGAUGGAUAUGAAUCACGUGCCUCGAACCCUGUAAUAGGAGGACCAAUUCAUUCCGGGUUUCAGUCUUCACAAAUUGGUUUAUGUACAGCAGACGAAAAUUCUCGUGUCCAAAUGUCACGUUCAGCAAUGAAUUCGAAUCAGAAUACCGCUGGUCCUAACGCAUCUUCUGGCCCUACUAAUAUUCCGAUUAUCCGACCACAAAAUGUUCAACCUGUUACUAGAAUUAUGGCUAGUGAUAUCCCUCAGUCUCGCCAAGUUUAUGUUGGUGAUCCUAGACACUCAAAAUUAGUCAACUCAAAGAAUAUUUCUACAUCAACUAAUAACAAACCUCAACAUAGUCAAUCACCACCAUUGGUUGUAAAUCUGAAUAAACCAUCUUGUUUCCAUCAGCACGUUUUACCUUUGCUUCAGGAUGUAAGAUAUAUUAUUUUGCAUUAACACUCUACUCAUUUUUUAUGCGUAUGGCUUUCAUUUUUAUGAAAAAAAUUGUUUCGUGGUAACUUUGUGUAACGUCUGAUUUUGUUGCUGUUUUCCCCAGUUUGAAUCGUAUAUUUGCCGAACAACUCAGUUGGUCAAAUAUAACAUUAGAGGAACUUAAUCUCUGACAUCUUACCUCAGUCAAAAACUAUCAGAGUAAUUAAUAGUUUCAAUCGAUGAAAUCUUUCGACACUUGAUCGAUAGAAUUUCUAAUAGUUGUCAAACGUCUAGGACAAUAAUUGUGGUAAAUAAAAACUAAGACUGAAUGCUAAUUAGACUAACAUCUGGUGUCUAAGUUAGGUUUUCCUGUAGCUAUAGUGAAAAUUCUUGACCAAUGGAGUACGACAUUGGGUGUGAGGUAGUUACUCGUCGAAGACAAAGGAGGAUUGUUGAACAAUAUGGUGAAUUUUUUAAAGUGAAACACCUGGAUUGUUGUGUGUCAAAUCAGUGGUCUAAAUAUUAAGGACUUAUGGUGAGACCUAAUAGUUUUGUAUUCGACCUACUGAGUUUUUGGAUGCUUAUUGUCGAGAUGUUUCAUAAUAGGACGAAACAACUAUCCAGUGUCUUUUGGUUCGUAAAAUUUUGUUAACUAAGAUUAGUUCGUGACAUAAACAUACAAUCCAUCAAUUUUCACAAACCACCUAUGGUAAUAGUAAGGGAUUUCCCAUCACAAAGAUUCGCCGUCUAAGCCUAUCAAGUGUAUGUAUGAUCUGAUUUUGUUUUAUAUAUAAUGAAACACAAACAAUUUAAUUGAUUCGAUAAAAAAUUGUUGAUUUAUUAUUAUUUGUGUUGUCUUCAGGUUUUUGUAUGGUUACUUGUAUAAACGAUACUGUUAAAAAUCGAGUUAUCUCAAAAUAAUCUACAGUUUGUUAAACUAUACACUCAAAUGUUGUUUUAUUUUGUGAUGUAUUCUCACCAUAUUACAUUUAUUCUAUUUUCAUCACUUUCAAAUGUUUUGUGAUUUUUUCUUCAGCUCCAAGAUGUUUACAGUCAAGUCACUAGUGGUGCUUCAGAUUCGAUCUCUAAUUUAGCGGCUACAUUUCAGGCAGUUGAUGCUUCGUCACCUCAGUAUACAACUGAAUUUUUAGCGGAGCUACUAACACGUGUAUUGGAUAGCAAUCCACGAUUAUCUGCCAAUGUUAGGCGUCGUGUAUUAGAUCGCUUACGCAUGAAUUCGUCCGACUCUUAAUGUAAAUUAUUUUCCAAUAGCAGUGGUAUGUUAUACCUACAUUUUUCGAUCCUGUACUAUUGAUACCUGUGUUUUUAAUGUAUAACUUCGAAAAUAUUUUCUGUAAAAUCAUGUUCAUUUUCGGGAUUAUACGUAACCUCUAAACGAAGCAAUGUCUUCUCGUCAUUUUUACCUGCGCUUCAACACAUAGCAGUUUAAAUACAAUCAAAAUGAGUUGUACUAUCACUCUUUGGAAAGACAUAUUGUCGAUAAUAUGAUGGCACUAACCCGAAACGUCCUCGUUUGCAACAUCUGGGUAUAAAUGUGUUUCCUUCACAUUUCAUUACUCCGAAAUAUAUAUCUUUUAUUUAUUUUCGAAAUUAUCUGUUAUUUGACUAUCAAAAUUUUGUUUUACUUUACUCCUCUAUCUUGUUGUUAUUCUAUUUUCCGUGGUACGUGUUGUAUGUACUACCAAUAGUUGUUUCUGUCGUAUCUCCAAAGAUGACCAGAAUCUGAAAUUUAUUUGUUAAUUGUCGAGAGUUACAGGCAAUCGACAGUAACUUAAUCUAUUCUUUACAAUAUUUGGUUGUGUGAAUAAAGUAAAAUCAGUUUAUUUGGUUGUAAACAUAUCGUCAAAGAGUGAUGAACAAUAGUAAUUCUUGUAUGUUAAAGCGUUUUUAAUAGUUUUAGAUGCUUGUGCUAGUCAACCCUGUAGUGAAACCAGUUAUAUAACCUAGGGGAUUCGUAUAAUUUUGAAGUUAUUUAAUUCUUCUUAUUUAAUAAUCUGGCUAAAUCCCAUUGUUUAUCUUCUGUGUGUUUUCUAUUUUUCCAGCAAUCCCAUUCCUAUCGUGGAUAGUUUUAUAUAUUCAUCAGUUUAUUAUAUAUAUAUUCAUUUAAAUUACCGUUAGCGUAAAAUUGAUACACAAUCAUAUUCGCUUUAGUACAUCUAUUCUGUCUUCAUUUUUAUGACUUCUCAUCAUUUUGUUCUUGUAAUAUGAUUUAUUGCAAUGAAUGUAUUGUAUGAAAAAAUAUUUUCUUAACUCAAUAUAUAUCAGCAAUAUGUGCUGUGUAAUUGUAAUUUAACAAACUCAAUGUGCUCAACUUUGUUUUUUUCUUCACAUUCCUUAACACCUAUUAGUUAGUCUUUGUCACCUUUUUAUCAUGGGAAUAAUCUAUUCUUGUGUUUUUCUAACAUAUACGUGUUCGUAUAUGUAGCUCGUUAAAAAAAGACAGUUUUACUGCAUAUUUUGCCCUUUAGUAAAUUGAGGCGAAAAAAGUUACUAUUCUAUAAAUUACAUACUUCUCAUGACCUUGUUAUUCAAUACACAUUAUUGUUUAUUACAAUCAUUGUUUCAUCGAAGUUCGCAAAUUUUUUGUGUGUUGUCCUUGCUUUUUUUAUCUAUUAAAUGAAUAAUCAUUUUCGUUAACUAUCAAUUAAAUUUAAUAUCAUCUACCUGAAGAUGAUUAUAGGUUGUAAAAAGAAAUUUUAAGUAUUAGUUAGUGCGUUUUCAUGUUACCGUUAGUUUUCUUUUUUUUUCCUAUGGUUGUUUUCGGGUAUAAAUUUUUGUUGUUCCUCUCUGUUAAGUACUAUUUUGUUAUCUUUUAAUAUAUAAGCCUAAUCAAUCAAAUCACCAAAAAAAUUUAAGUAUAUAUGUAAACUGUUAUCUUGAAUGGAUUGCUCUUUAUAUAUAUAUAGUUUCUUUUAAUGUGAAAUUUUCGCUAAUAGUACAUUGGAUAUGUCCUACAGGGCAUUUUAUGAAUGAUAAUUUUCACAUAUGAAACAAUUAUUAUUUCUACUACUAAUAUUAGUAAUAAUAAUGCUGCAUUGUCUUUCAAUCAUUUUUCUGUUCUAAUCUCCUUAUAUUUCUCUUAUGGUUGGUAUUUAAAUAGUGUAUGUUCAUAUCUCUGUGUGUCUGUAGCUGCUGGUAGCCAGCAAACAUGUUUCACUGAUUAUGAGAAAAUAUAAAAGUUUUGAUUAAUAACUUAUUUUAUCGUUUUCUUUGCUAUCAUCUUUGGUUAGCUAAAAGCUACAGUGAUCUUUGCUAUCGUUUAUUUACACUUUACUUGGCAAAUUAGUUAUUGCACUCCAAGUGAAAAUUCAGAUAGAGAUAUGAUAUUUUGAACUACAUGCGUCACUGUCUAACUAAUGACGCAGUUGAAGUGGAAUAGAAAACUGCGAUACACUGCAUUCUUUUAUUACUGAGAUUUGAUUUUGAUGAAUUGUAUUACUAUAUGUCAUCACUACUACAUCGGUGCUAUUAAGUUGUCGGAACACAGACUAGUUAUAUAAAUUUUAAACAAUCUACAAAAUUGUUUUGAUUACUUGCAUGUUAUUUCAUUGUUCUCCAGACUUUACACUAUAUGCUUUUCUUUCAGUAGAAUGAGUCAGUUCUUGAGUGCAAUGAAAAUAACGUGACUUGGAAUGUGCUAGCCACACUAUAAUAGAAUUGACGGUGUGUAUGUUGUAACUUUCACUCCUCACAAUCAAUAUGACUGACGGAAUCCUAGUUUUUGAAUGUUUCUAUGAUGUUUGACCAUCACGAUAAUAUUUUGUAAAUACAACUCUGUCAGUUACAGUGACUCUGAAAGAAGAAUUUACACAAGUUAUUCGGGGAAGCAAUAAAUUUGGUUACUAGUUACUCUACCUAGAUUCUAAACAUGUCAAAAUUAGAAUAAUUUAGAGUUUUAUGAGAAAAUGCAACCAGACUAUGCGUUUCUAUUUGUUUUGUGCUAUGUGCCAUUUUUUAAGUCCGAGAAAGAAUUAAUUGUUUCCCUUUGGAUUGUAUGAUUAUUAAAAUAACAACAUAAUAAAAUUAAAAUAGUGUAAGUGAUGUGAUCUUUAAGGGUGUUCAUCUGAACCAAUCUGCAAUACCAUAUAUUGGCACCAUGAUUGUUAGUUAUUUAUAAUUUGACAGUAUCGAGUGAAG
Messenger RNA from Schistosoma rodhaini, 5970 nucleotides. The record is from the annotation of a GenBank genome assembly. Lineage: Eukaryota; Metazoa; Platyhelminthes; Trematoda; Strigeidida; Schistosomatidae.